AUGGCCGCCGGAGCAGCCAGCAGCGACGGACUACUUCGGGCCGUGUUCGACGGGUGCAUCUCCCACGACGCCGGCAUCAAACGCCGCCCCUACCACCGUAACUGCAGCUGCGCGCUUCAUAAAUUGCGCGGCCAUUGCUCACAUCUCUCCGGGAAUAAGAACGCCGUCUCGUACCCUAUCCGACGCUCUUGGAGCGAGGGCUGCCUCGCUUUAGCCGCCGCCGCCAACGCUUCGCCGUGUUCUUCCCCUUUAGCCACCGCCGAGAAUAUGGCGGGGAUGAGAAGCAAUAAUAGUUGUCCCGUUUUCUCCAUCGGCGAUGAGGAUGUCAGUUCCAGUGAUUAA
Molecule: messenger RNA, 342 nt
Organism: Ipomoea nil (Japanese morning glory)
Lineage: Eukaryota; Viridiplantae; Streptophyta; Magnoliopsida; Solanales; Convolvulaceae
Exons: 1
Coding region: 1-342 (113 amino acids)
Source: RefSeq, a predicted model, not a curated record